Alternaria burnsii is the source of this 10947-nucleotide messenger RNA. RefSeq lists its product as uncharacterized. Gene Ontology annotation, molecular function: proton-transporting ATP synthase activity, rotational mechanism. Gene Ontology annotation, cellular component: spindle microtubule; DASH complex. The transcript is spliced from 9 exons. NCBI's taxonomy places the organism in Eukaryota, Fungi, Ascomycota, Dothideomycetes, Pleosporales, Pleosporaceae. The record is from RefSeq and is a predicted model, not a curated record. The annotation marks the transcript as partial. Gene Ontology annotation, biological process: proton motive force-driven ATP synthesis; attachment of spindle microtubules to kinetochore.
AUGCUUGGCGUCUGCGCACGGAUCCUACCACUCGCUGGUAAACAACCCCGCGACAUUCCACUCCACUCACCACAGCAGGCCCUUGCUUGUGCUACUGAAGACACGCUUGCUAUCAUGGCAUUGGAGGGGUGCGUGGGCUCGCUGCGCAGUAGCAUGCAAUUGCUCGAUUCAUCCAUCAACAUACUAGAUCAAGGUGUGAGCGACUUUCCUCGACUAGCCAAAGUACUGCAGACAACACGGCACUUUGAACUCAUCUCCGAGUCAGACCUCCAGACCGCACAAUCAGCACUCCUCUCAGAGAUCCGCCCUGAAGUAGACAACCUCCUCAAGCGCGUUGAGAAUUACUUGGACAAACUGGAACGUCGUGAACAAUCCCUUAUAGCCAAGUGCGAUCUGAACGAGGGCAGACUUGGACGUGACAACAAUGGUGGAUCGGGUUCUCGACCGGCAAUUGAAAUGGUAACUGGGAAUGCUAACCGCCUUGGCGGUACCUUUUCGGCUAAUCCCGAGAAGAGCCCGGGGCCGCAGAAACUCAACCUCGCAGAACACCCAACUUUCGACACGCAUUGCCAUUGCCCCACCACUUCGUCCAUCAUGAGCUCCCUCCGCAUCGCCCGAGCCGCCCUCCGCGCGAGGCCCGCUGCCAUUGCCCGCCCCAUCCAGCGCAGAGGGUACGCCGAAGUCGCCAACGACAAGAUCAAGCUCUCCCUAGCUCUCCCGCAUCAGUCCAUCUACAAGUCCCAGGAUGUUGUCCAGGUCAACCUCCCUGCGGAAACCGGUGACAUGGGUGUUCUGGCCAACCACGUUGCCUCCAUUGAGCAGCUGAAGCCUGGCCUAGUCGAAAUCAUCGAGGAGCAGGGUGGCAGCAAGCAGUUCUUCCUGUCUGGUGGAUUUGCUACCGUGCAGCCAAACUCCGUCCUCAGCAUCAACGCCGUCGAGGGCUACCCAUUGGAGGACUUCAGCGCCGAGGCUGUCAGGAACCAGAUCGCCGAGGCACAGAAGAUUGCCAGCGGAAGCGGCAGCGAGGCCGACAUUGCUGAGGCCAAGAUCGAGCUUGAGGUCCUUGAGAGCCUUCAGGCUGCGUUGAAAUCACCUGCCUAUCUACAAGGUAAGAACCCCUACGGUCAGGUCCUGGACAGUAUCGCACAUCCCUAUCGUGAGCCUAAAGCAGAGACAACAAUAGCGGUCCCAUCUGUGCAGGCUGGCUCCAGUAUCGAUGGACGAUCACGCGCGUCUGGUCCCUCCGACUCCAAGACACGAUCUCGGGCUUAUGAGCUAGAACGAAGCGAUAUUACAAUAGCACCUUCAUUACCAAGACCGCCCGAUGUUCCCCAAUCAGUUCGUUCUGCUAAAGACUUCUUCGAGACGAGAGCCUCUCACUACCCGUCAACACCCCUUCCUCCACCUUCAACAAUCGGUGUCAGCAGGAAGAGCUUUGCGCCAAAAGGUCAGCCUCCCAGUGGCAAGUGUGCUCCCACCAUCACGAUCGGAACAGCUACACCUCCCAUGGACAUGACUGAUUACAAGGGGCAAUAUGAUCAUGAUGUUGAACAGGAGUCCAUGGGUCGCCCAAGGUCCACAAACAUCUUUGCAAGCACACCUCAAGACACCAGGCUUUUCGGAAUCGACUUACAAGCCGUGAGUGACAGCUCUGCGCAAGAAUGUAUACCCGAGGGGCCGCUCGCCGGCAACGUAGAGCAAAGAUUGGUUGAUAAAUCAGAUUCCCCUGACAAAGUUGUGAGACGCCUAUCCACUCGCAGUUCAGUAAUAGCUGCUGAGACUAGAGAAGCCAAGAAUCCGGAUCUUCGGUCGCAACAGGAGGGCAGACGUGCAAAGUCUGGUCGCAAUCUUCGAAGAACUUUCGAGGAAGACCAAGGAACUUCCCCCAAACGACUUAGGCGCAGUGGAUCACACACUGCUUCUUUAGCUAAGAUCAGCGAUUCUUCAAAGGAACCUAUCAAUCGUGUCGCUGAGUGGACUCCGAGCACGGAUACUGAAACUUCUAGCCAACAAUUUGGGAAGUCUGUCAAUGUUCGCAGGCGAGCCGGGGAGAUUGUAUCAAGGAAUCUUGGCCACGACGGAGCGAGUGACGUCAGUUCUUCUCGACGAAGCACUAUCUCAGGUCCGAUCCUAACAGCCAACAUUGGUGUCGAAGAAAAGUAUCAUGAGACUGAAGUACCGGACGACGUCGACAACCGACAAGGUUACGGACGUCGCGUCACGCAAGACUUUGGUUUUCCGGGUGCAAGAAUCAAAUCACACGGCACGAACAGAACUGGUAAACCACUCCGAGACCCUGGUAGUUGGACUAAGAGGGCGUGUGGUCAUUUCUCAUACAUGGGUAAAGGCGAGCAUCGCGAUCAUGCACAGCAGAAGAUAUGCCGGCAAUGCUCAACUCGAGCACCACCGCCAAAACAAGUGCCAGCUACCCAACGGAGACAACGCAGACGCGCCUUGUCUGAAUCCUCGACCUCCACAACCUCUUCUUCGAAACCACUGAACGAUGAUAUCUGUCGUAAGCAGAGACGCCGUAGACAUCACUCUGAAUGUAUACCAUACGACAAGUGCGGGGAUGCAUUCGCUGACGAGUUGGGUUACAUUAUCGACAACAUCCUCGAAGAGCAUGCAAACACCUUGCAGUCUGUCAUCAGCAGCAUCAAGAACAGUCAGCCCAGUCUUAAUCAGCUUCGACGAGUAUCUGGAGAACUUGUCCAGCGAUGCCGUGCCAACACCUCCUGUAGACAACGCUGUCAACCAUCUUGCCAAAAGGAUGAUGAUUGGCUUCCCCUUUGUCCAUAUAUCCCACCCAAAACGGCAGAAAGGCUUAACGUGGGAUCUACUGGGCAACUGAAGCCGAACCUCAACGACCCUCGUUCCAGUUUGCGCGAAGCAUUACAGUCGAUACCUGACCUUGUCGACCUGGUCAAUUCUGCAGCCGAUGAUCUUGGCAUCGAUCUCGAGCGAAGGCCUACCGUGACCGAUGACGACUUGUUUCGCAAUGCCCCUUAUGAAAGUAGGCCUCAGGAAUCUGUCUCAUACCAUUCAGGCGUCUCUUUGGAAGCCACAGAAAACAAGACGGCUGACAAAGAGCCGCUCACCGAAGAUAGUUGGCUACAGCAAACACGUAGACAUCUAAUUGAGCUUUCAGAGGCGCGGGAGCAGCUUAUGGACGAACUAGAUUCGAUUGCUGGAGAUCUUGACGUCCGGCUCCAGGACCGGCAAGAGAGUGAGCAGGGGGAAAAGCUCAUCGUACAUCUUGCACAACGUGUACUCAGUAUUGGCGCCUCGCACGAAUCUACUUGGCAUGAGAAUGCACCUGCCGAUUCCGACACUGCUCGCGAUUAUGAUGACAAGUCAUCUGUCGAAACUACGCAGCGUAUGCCUGAGAAAAUCCCCACGCGUCUCUCUAACACACCUACUUGGCAGAGAAAAGGAUCUAUCGGCGCUAACAUCGAAAAUUUCGAGGUAGGUCGCCCAAAUGACCAUGAAGAAAAAGCAGCCGCAAACCUUAUACAACUCGUGUUGAACAGAGGACCCAAUGGUGUGUCAAGCAAGGUUAGACGGUCGGAGUCCAAGCAGGUCGACUUUGCCAGUGGAGAUGUUCUCACCACGGUCAAUGACAGUAUUGACCAAAGGCGACUUAGCCGCGCACUCACCCGUAUCUUCAGCCAGUCGAAAGAACCUCCAUUUAACACUCGAGAGCCCUACCAGGCGGAAGACGUUUCGCCGACAUUACCAGGUACUAACUACGAGCCUGCUGACGAGGUCAGAGAUGGUCCAGAGCUGAACGAACAUGCCGAGUCGAGCUACCAAGCACAAUAUAGCCCACAGUAUGAGACAAGUGAAGAUUCUCAGAUUGAACAGCAAUAUGAGACUCAGCUUGACCAACAAUGCGACGAGACUGCACCUGACACUUACAAUGACGGCCGUGGUCUGACUCCAUCGCCUUCCGGGUUUAGUGUGCCAAUUCAAGACCAGUGUGAUCAGGCGCAUGAGCCUGAGAAUUACCCAAGCCGAAAGUCGGAUGCUGAAAUUCCUGCCACGCACCAGGCGGACACUACCUUCAUGCCAAUGGAACGCGCAGCCGUCAUACAAAGCCUUGAGACAGCUUCACCUGUUCGGAGAAUGACUACAAAGCGCUUUGAACCCGAAACAGAGCACCAACGCGAUGCAUUGCCGCAACAGGAUCCUUAUACAGAGGACAAAUCAGACACCCGCGCCGCGGUGGUGGGACGUUCAGCCGUUUCCGAAAGGGCUGAUUCUACACCACUUUCGCGAAUGGUGACUGUGAAGGAUUUGGCCGCAGAGUCGGAGCAGAGUAUUGAUGAUGACGAACCUGUGUUUAAGCACUUCACUAUACCACUGUCGAGGCAGCCAACGGUCCGGCUGGAUUAUACGAGGAAGACAAGCGCCACACCAACGGUUACACAAGACGACAGAAGGGUUUCCUCCCUCGUUACCUCAGAUCUUCUGCCAAGCCCAGGGGUCGAAGAAUUGCAGGAAACACAGCGCUUCGCUAGCCAACAGCGCUAUCCGAUCGUGCAGCCCGUUACUAAACUCGAGGAGCAGGCUACAAGAACGGUCUCCUUCGUGUCUUCUGAGUCUACUCAGCCUGGGUAUCUCGCUUCUCAACUGCGAAAAAGACUUUCUGAAAUUGAGAUUGCAUUGCCGUUGAGUGAUUCUGCUAGUCGGCCGAUGUCACCAGAGUCAUCGGUGACGCCACGCAUCGUCACAGGUCUACCGUCCACAGACUCGUUUAAGACACCUUCCAUAGAGACUGUAAAUCGCAUGUCUACUAGGAAGGCCACUCUGAUGCGUUCGCGACGGCCGACGUUUAGAGAGCCAGCACGUGAAUCUGCACCUCCAGCACAGCGGUCGUACGAUGAAGACACGCUCACAACACUACCACAAAUGCAAGUCGAGGAAUUGGUUCUAUCACCAGUCACUUCAAUAUCGAACGGAUCGGAACAAGUACACUUUCUGUCUCUGGAUGAGCCGACAGCAACUUCUUUGAGAAGACUGACUACAAGAGAGCCUGAUCGCGCAGCGAUUCCACUAGAACCAGCGCCUCACGGGGAAUCUCUGCUUGUUGUUGAAGAUCAAGAGCCCGAUUUUCUUCCCCCCGCACAACGGAUUCGCAGGAUGACUUCAGUUCACGCUGAGCCGACCAAUGUUUUUUCGAGAAGAGAAUUGGGGAAAGAGUUCAAGCGUAGUAAUACUCCCUCACCAGUACAGCAGAUUCGCCGGUCGACUACUGUAGUACUGUCUCAGCAGCGGCGAGCAACUACACAGUCACCACUCAACGAAGGGAAAGAAGAUAUACUGGCUUCACCACCAAUACAGCAGACACGCCGAAUGACUGCUGCGCCACUUUUCGAGCAGCGGAGGACAAGCACACAACCAACACUGAUACCAGAACAUGACCAAGCCAACUUUUCAUCUCCGGUACAACGCAUCCGUAGGACUACUACCGUGUUGACAAAGCCUGAGACGUUUCGUGAAUCAUCACCGAUAAUGCAAGAGCAAGAUGACUUCGAUUUCCCAUUGCCAGCGGAACGCAUCCGAAGAGUUGCCACUGUCUUGCCAGCUGCAAAGAGCCGUGCGAGUACCGUGGCGGAGCGCGCGAUAUCCCCUGAAUUGUUACUAUCCUUGGAUCAACAUGAGUCUGAUUUGCUAUCGCGAAUGGGACAGAUGCAUAGGGCUACCACAGUCUCUCUUGUUACACAACCGCAAGCAGACGCAGUUCUGGAACGCGAUCUAACUCAGAAAUCAUUACAAAUCCUCUAUGGUGACGAUGAUGAUAAUGAGGAUGAGUCAGAGUUCUUAUAUCCAGUAGAGCGAGUCCGCAGGGCGACUACUGAAGUACCACACGAGCAGACACAAAGAACAGAAGAGCUUGAGCAUGACGCAACUCUCUCCGAGCCCGAAGAUCCUGAGCAGCUGUUGCCGGUAGGAGGAGAGGGAUCUGAAUUUCAACCUCUAGUAGAAAGGAUAUGUCGAACCACGUCUCUUUCGCCAUCCUAUCAAAAUGAGUUGCUUCCAUACCAGCAAACCCAUCAAAACAUUACCGUGUCGCUGGUGGAAGAAGGAGAACCUACUUUCUCGCCUUCCGCAGAACGAAGCCGUCGAGCUACUACUGAUUUGGCAGCCGAGCAGCAGCAAGCAACCGUAGCCACUGAACAGGACGUUGUCCUACCCGAAUCCGUAUUUCGCCAACAGUCGGUAGUUGGAAAAGAAGAAGGCUCUGAGUUCGCGCCUCCUGCACAACGCAUUCGCAGAACGACUACUGUGGCACCGGCCGAACGGCAGCAAAGUACUCUACAGCGUAGGCAUACCGAAUUUCCCUCAGAGUUGGAGAUUACUCCAGAAUUAUUUCCCAGCGAUGAAGAUGAACCAGAGCCGCAACUCCAACCAGUUCGCCGAACAAUCACUGCGCCGCCGGGUGUACAGCAACCGAUGAUAGAGCCAGAGCUCGGUUCAUCAGCAGAGCUGGAUUCUCAGCCUCCAGUAGAACAGAUUCGCAGGUCGACUAUUGUACAACCAGCCAUUCAGCCACAAGUGACAGUUGACUCUGGAGCUGAUGCUCUGCUAGUAGAGCUAGGUUUCAAUGGUGCGUCCCCAGCCAUCGAUGAAGUGACCGAGCUUCAACCCGCACCCAGGAGCAUUCGUGGAUCGACUGCAUCACCGAUUCAGCAAAUGGUGAGGGCUUAUCCUAGCACUCCUACCUCCAAGUCUGGAUCUCAGGAAGUGACUCCGGUUGUCGAAGAAGAAUCCAAAUUCCAGCUUCCGGUUGAACGCAUUCGGCAAGCAACUGAUAUACAGUCGGUCAAACGGCGACAGGAGUCUCGCAUAGCGUCACCGGUCAUUGAAGAGCCUGGACUCGAGGUUUCAAUAGAGCGGAUACGUCGAACGACUACUGUAAAACCGGCUUUUCAGCUGCAAGACUCUUUCAGAUCUACUUCCGAGUCUUCCACCUCUUCUCCAGUAGAGGGUGAUAGAUCUGAAGAGGCUUUACGCUAUCCAGUCGAACUUAUCCGCCUUACAACCACUCUACAACCAGGUGAACAACUACAAGAGUCUAGAAAAGGCUCACUAGUACCUAAGGACGGCUUUGAGUUCCAAAUGCCGGUGGAGCGAAUUCGCAGAACAACCACUGCGGAACCGAGUGGAAAGCGGCAAGAUUCUUUCAAACCUGCUUCCGUGUCUUUCGAUACUUCUCCUGUAGCAGAAGAGGUGCUUGAACAACCCGUCUCAUCUCGCGCAGCUUCACGCCAGCCUACCUUUCAAGCUCGCCGGACAAGUAAGAUCCCGCUAGUUACUGAUCCUCAGCAUCUAGCUAGAUCUAUCUCAUCGCCCGAUGUAGAAGGCUUGCCAGAGGGGCCUUCUGCUUCGCGUAUCGUUUCGCGCCAGCCAACGCGAGCGUCUCGUACGAAUACAGUGCUAUCAGCUGCACCGCGGAACGACUCUGUUGAACUCGACAGGUCUCCUUCUUUGUCCCUGCCACAAGACGAUGAAUCUUAUCAAGCCUUCUCACGUCAGCCCACGCGUAGGGUGACCACCCGUGAAACUGAGGCGGAAGCUCUUUCCUUAUCUGAGAUCCCAUUGGACAUAGGAGACGUAUCUGAUCAGAUCACCUUGUCGCGUCCAGCCUCACAUCAACCUACGCAUAGAGAACACGUCCUCGCUGCAUCCGCGAAUCAACAGGACCCACCGGGAGAAGAGGAAGGGAUCCCAGCAGAACCUCAAGUGGAUGCAAGACAUCUAGAUCGCCCUUUCAGACGACAAAUAACUGAUCUAGCAGACGCGACACCUAAAGAACGGCUCGCUUUGGUUGGCAGAACACCGACUACCCGUGUUCUGUCACGUACAGAGUCUUUGGCAUACCAAAGCCCUGAGUACAACAAGGUAGUCCUCCUUGAUGAGUCUACCGAAUUGGAAAGUAGGGAUGUUCUUGAAUCAACUCACGGGGUUGAUCGCAAGGAAGAGACCGAUCAGGUCGAGAAAGCACGUACUACAGAUCUGGCGUCUGACACGGAGUCUUUCGCACCUCCCAUCUACCAACAGAUUGCUGAAGAGCCGCCGGAUGAAGGCAAUGAUUCUCGAGGUCAAAGCAAAGCUGGAUCACCCGAAGUUCACGGGAGCGAGGACUUGAUUGGGCAGUCUGAGAGAGCACCGACUACCCUCUUCUACCCAACUCUGGCGCCUAUUGCGCAUACAAAUGCUGAAGAUCAGCUUGAUCCAGAUGUUCGCUUCGAAAGAAGCAUGAUGCAAGCUUCCCAAGAGUUUCAAGCCAGCAUACCACGGAUACUGACGAUACCUAAUGGAUCUAACAGUAAACGAAGUAGCGAUGCUGGGAACAUCGUAUCGUCCGCUGCAGGCUUUGGGCCUUUGGUAAGCACUGAGGUUGAGAGUCAGUGCAACGAGAGCCCUCGGAUUGCGAGAAGAAAGACAAAGAUACCGAGUGAGCCUGGCACAGCAGAUCGCAGACGCAGCAGUGCUGCCCCUGGGAUCACAGCGCCCCUUCCAGAGAUGAUCAGUGAACAAAUGAAAGUCGGGAUGCAGUCUAGAAGCCCUAAGCAAAAGCCAAAGAAGGGCACAAACUACUCACCUGAGCAGCAAUAUCCACCGGCACCAGCAUAUCCAAUACGCGAAACGCCGUCAUGGACGAAGCCGGAUACUCGUACGCCAUCACCGAAGCUAAAAAUCGAGAGCCCGCCCAAGAAGCGAGGAUGGCUUGGUCUUGGGCCUUGGCCAAAGGAAAAGCUUCUAGAAUCAGAGGUAGAAAGCCGAUCUCAUCGACCAAGUCAGCCUGCUCUCCACUCAUCAUCUGUCCAGCCCUUUCGGGAUGCGGCACCUGGGUCACCGGAACUCCCAGGGGGAACGCAAAAAAGGCAAAACAAUUAUACAAGCAAGGUCAGACAGUCUGUCUAUCGUCGAGAAUCAGAUGCCGUCCCUCUGCGAAGGGCCGACACUCGAUCAAGGCAAACCUCCGUCUACGCUCACAAGGACGACUACUACCCAAUCACUCCAAUCCUUCCAGAGCGCACUGACAACGAUACACGGCCACAGUCCUCACCAUCUCGAAAGACCAGCUACCCCAUCCGUCGAACAGCUUCGACGAAUGAAACCUUCCGUCAGGACGAACCGAAGCGACAAUCUACCCGUCGGCUUUCGUCGGGACCCUCUCAACGCGAAUCGCGGCCUCAGCAAGCUCUUCGUACACGGACGGAUGUUACCACCCGCUCCCAAGCACCUGAGUUUCAGACUUGGCCGGAUACUGAAGUUGAAGUCUCUCGCACGGCUCAAGGACCGGACAAAGAAGAGGUCCAAAGCCCAGUCCGUAGAGACGUCAGCAGACCAACCAAAGCUGGAACCUCAAUCGCAAAAGAAGAAACGUUGCCUAGAGAAGGUACCCAGCCGCCGGAAACGCGACGGAAUCUGUCUCAGGUUCCCCAGAAAGAAGAUCAGUCAGAUGAAGGAGAGUCGAGUCGGUCGCCAGGCAGGAUGUUGGAAGUGCCUAGUGCUCAAGCGCUGCAAGAGCAAGCGCAAGAGCCAACAAGAGGACCAACGGCUCAAGGAGAGGAAUACAAUAGCGCUAGAGAGCAAACGAAGAUGGUCUUGGACUCCGAGGUCUCGAAAGGCGAAGAAGACAACGCCAUCCGCCGUAGCGUCGAUAGACCGCGUGAGCAGUCCGUCGAUGACAAUGCCGGAUUUACCAGCACAGUUGACCUCACGCGUCCAGGAACAUCACCAAAACCGUCCAUUGGAGAUGAAAGCAACCAAGGAAGGCCUUCAGCAUCAGAUACAGGAAAAGAGGCGCCCAUUGCACGAGAACACAUCCGUCGAUCAACUGCAGCACGAGCGCAAGACAUCACGGCCUUCCAGUCUGCAGAGGACGAUCCAGCGACCGCCACACGAAGACCUUCAUCAUCAGCCAAGAGAACGAAAACGCGACGCAGGUCUUCAGCAAUUGAGGAAGAUAGAGCGCCAAUCUCGGCGCGAACACGCACAGUCACCAGAACAUCAACGAGAACGGCAACAAUCCCGUCGAGUGCCAGACAAGCAGAUAGUCGAAGACAAUCCACCGCCCCGAGAGCGGGUACACCAGUCUCGCGCGAUGCCUUGUUCAACAGCGAAGCGGAAUCAAUCAAAGCAAGAGGAGUUGAAUCGCCACAACAGCAAGAAGAACGAGGUCCAGCCUCGUCAGCCGCGGCACAAGCAGAUCGAAGGUCAUCUGCUGCUCCCGGAGCGCAUAUGGCGGUAUCCCGAGCGGCUCUACCAAGAUCAGAGACAACAAGAAAAGGAGGGGACAGACCUACUUCGCCAAAGUCACGAGAAUCCCUCGGUACAAUCUCGCCAGUUCCAGCAUCCAACACAGGGGUCAGUCAAUCCGGGCCCCAGCCAACGAAAGGUUCAUUGGCAAUGAAACAGCCAGCCGAUCGAAGCUCAGAGCAGCAAACCCAGCCAGGCGCGCGAACAGAUCUGAGUGAUGUCAAACCAGCUCUCCCGCGCCGUGUAACCUCAUAUGGAAUGUACGAGUCCAGCUCGAGUGAUCCAUAUACUAUGCCCGCAUUCGGACCACGUAAGGCAGCCGCUCUCGCCUCUUCAAACGCCAAUGCAAGUGCAAACGCAUCACCAAUUACCCAGCAGGCCGAUCCCAAAUCGUCACCGCUCACCCGUCGAGAUUUACUGAAGCCACGGCGCAGCCCCACGUCGAGGAUCUCCGAACUCUUUGGACGCGACAAGACUAGCCCUGGGAUUGGGAGCCAGCAAAAGCGACAACAGCAAGCACCAACACCUGCAGAAAAGCCGCUGAGUGUAGUCACAUCUGGCUUUUGGCUUACUUCCAGUGCAGCAGGAAAGGGGGCUGGGCCGGAUACGCCAGCGAAAUCGUCGCAAGUGCAGCAACCACAGGCCAAAGUCCAGGCAAAGGCUGCACAGGGAGGU